Messenger RNA from Drosophila subobscura, 1347 nucleotides. RefSeq lists its product as uncharacterized. Lineage: Eukaryota; Metazoa; Arthropoda; Insecta; Diptera; Drosophilidae. The record is from RefSeq and is a predicted model, not a curated record. The coding region runs from base 129 to 965 and encodes 278 amino acids. The transcript has 2 exons.
AACAGCUGAUUUUAUAAUAGUCAGGCAAAUCGGAAAAUUGAUAUCUACUGGAACGCUUUUAUAAUUAGCCAACAGGAAAUAUCCAGUUCAACAGAGCCAGACAUCUGGAAUACAAGUUUUGAAAAGCCAUGCCCAUAUCGGAAGUCUACAAAAAUGGUCUCCGAGACUUCUUGAUGAAUGAGAAAAACAGGGCUGUAUUGAUACAGCUAGCCAAGAGUACGACAAAAAAUGUGUGUAAAAUCGAAGAUCCUGGGGACGCCCUUGAUUACCUGAUGGCGCACGUUGAAGACAUACACGUUUUAUUGUCCAAACGUCUCGUCACGCGCGAACUCCUGUUUAUGUAUGUGAAAAGACGCUUACCGCAGAUAGCAACAAACUUCACCAAGGCGGAUUUGGUAACGAAAGUUAUCCAGUAUUGGGAGCAACAGCAACCCGUAGAACCCAUUAACACACCAAGCAACGAAGAGGAGUAUCCCAUUCACACUAUCGCUCGGAAAUUCGGCGAGUGGUUUUUUGAACGCUUUAAUUCUGACCAGCUCAGCCUUAUAGAUUUGUGGAACGAUGCGGCAUUGCACUUGACCAUUAUUGCUAGCGAUGGAAUUAAUGUGCAAGAGUGUCAGACGGCGGCAGAAGUACUUUCAGUACUUAUAAGUACAAAAAAACAAUUUGGCUUCCAGUUUAAUCCAAACUUAACCCACGGUGGAAUACAAGGGCGCAUGGAUUCCUAUGGUCAAGUCUUGGUACUCUCCUGUGGAACUCUUCACACAACCGAGUCCUGUGUCGGCGUUUUUGAAUGCGUCUUUGUACUGUUGCGUGAUCCCUAUUCCGAAAACAAUUGGAAGCCCAAAAGAAUUAAAUGCUUGCUAAAGAGCGAGCUUCAGCCACGCAUCCUCCAUAGUCUGAGAGAGUGCGAGACUCUGCAGACAGUACUGUCCCUUCCGAUGCCUAACGAAGAAUUGGACUAGCGGUGGACUACUAUAGAACGAUUAAAUGUGAAAUGAACUAACCUUUCAAUAGCUCAGGAGCCCGUCCACCAUAUUAUAUCACGUAUCUGUUUGGUUAUCUUAACUUACCCUUAGCUUAGAAAUAUGGAAGUUAUUUUGUAUAAACUUACAAUUUCACGCGAAGAUCAAAGAGGUCUCCGUAUAGACUUGUGUAGUCAACCCAACUGAAAUUUCAAAGAGAAUGUGGACAUUAGAAAAGAGAGAGAUUAUAGAACUCUGUCAACAAUAGAUUAGUCCCAGUCAUAGUUUUUAGUGUUGAUUGCCAACUUCAAUUAAGAGAAUUUUGCCCUACAUUGAUAGUUUUGAAUAAGUAAAGAAUAAAUACAGUGCUGUUCUACGAGAA